GAAAAGACCGCCGACCACUUGUUUUGGCGGCAUUCGAAAUAAGUCAGCGUACCAGGCAAAACCUCCGAAUCGUUUAGAAAUACUUUGAAAAUAUAGACACAUUUUUCUUCGGGAUUUCAACAUUUUUUUCAGUUGUUAUGGCGCUAUCGGUCCGGUGGACGUUGGUGGUGAUGUCGGCGACGGUGAUGGUGUCGGCGGGCAGCGUGGGGCGGCGGGCGGCAGUGGAAAAACGGCAGGCGCCCACGGAAGGUGACUUCACAGACAGGUCGUCGGACGGAUCGUACGCGUUCCGGUACGCUGACAGGAACCAGUUCCACUCGGCCGCUGCCAAUAAGGACAACGUCGUGUCCGGAAGGUUUGGCUCCAGGAGUCCCGAAACCGGUCGAAUCGUGCAAACGUCGUAUUCGUCCGGGCCCCGCGGUUUCCGCGCCCGUGGGCCGGACAUUGCCAGACAGACAGACCUGUCCCAAGUCCGUCUGCCCUACAACCCACCCGUGCCCACAGAUUCGUCCAAAUACGACCCGGCCUACGACCGAUACUACGACCCAAACGAAGACCCAAGCUACAAGUUCACCGUCCGGACGCCCACGCAAUCGAAAUCCGAAACCGCCGAUUCCAGGGGCCACGUCGAAGGCGUAUACUCGUACUUGGACGAUGUCGGCAAGAGACACGACGUUCAGUACGAGGCGGGCGCCGGUACCGGAUUUCACGUCAAGUCACCCCACCCGGACUCGGACACGUACGGCGGUGUGUUCUACAACGGUCCACCUGGCAAGCCCGGCGGCCGGCCACGCGGCCACUCGUCUAUCGUGCUCGGCAAGGAUGGCUCGUACGGGUUCACUGCGUCCGGGCCGGACCAGCGGCGGUCCGAGGUGAGCGACUCCAACGGCCGCGUGCAGGGCUCUUACACUUAUGUGGACGACAAGGGCGUGCAGCGAACGGUGCAAUACGUGGCUGGGCCCAACAUCGGUUACCGAAUUGUCAACAACGCAGCGGCCGGAGGCGCGGCUGCGGCGCCGUCGCUCCCGGGCAGCAGUGUGGUCGUCGGUGGCGUCGGCGGCGUCGGUGGCAUCGGUGGCGGCGGUCUGGUGGUGCCCGUGCCGCCGUCCGUGUUGCCCCCGUUGCAGUUGAUCUCGUCGUCGUCGUCAACGCCGCUGCCGCCGGUCGCGUUCGAGCCGCAGGACUUGUUCGGGCCUGCGGCCAGCACGUCCGCACCGCUCCCCGACCGCCGGCGGCCCGAGCCACCAGUCAAAGGCUUCGGUGGCAAUGGCGGCAGUGGCGGCCUGUCCGACGAAUUCCUGUCACCAGACAGCAAGCUGCCGCUAGGUUCGGCGUUCCCGGAGGACGAUCCCGCGCUGCCGCCCAAGAAGUGGCCCUCCACGUACAAGAACAAAGACGAAGAAUCGUUCUUCCAGUCGUUCGAGAAGUUCGACAAGCGAAACCCGCCGAAGAAGGGCUACCACGCGGUGCCGGCGGACACGACGUCAUCCUACGGCCAGUCGACGACCGGCGCGUACGGCCUGCUGCAGCCGCAGUCGUCCACCGGCAGGCCGAUUGGGCCGCCGGACGCGGCGUACGGCCAACCGUCCCGGCCGAUAGUGGUGGACGACAAGUACGGGCAGUACGGCGGCACUGACUAUCAGAAGCCCAAAGACGACGGCGUCCCGAACACUUUCGGUGGGUUUCCGACCGGUGCCGUGGUCAAAGCCCACGUCCAGAGUCUGGACAUAUUGCCUUUCGGAUACAGGGUGCCGUCACCGUCGUACGUUCUCGAAAAACAGUUCGGCAACGGCGACGACUUUCAGAAUUCGAUCAAGAAAUAAAACGGUGCGUGGGCCGUCCACGCCAUAAUAAUUAUUAUAAUUGAGUAUAGAUACUAUAUAGAUAGGUACUAUAAUCUAUACACAAUGUUAUUAUAUACACGUAGUUGAUAAUUGUAUUAUUAUUUUUAUUAAUGUAUAAGUUCCUGGCCAUGAUGAGGUUUGUUGUUUUUCAAACGCGUGUACGUUAUUCUUGAUUUACGUCAAUAUACUAUUAUAUUGAGUAUUGACCAUCAUCGACAUGGUAUAAUAUUAUUGACGCGUGUCAAUAAUCCAGACCUAAUGCUAGCGUAUUGUUUCGAAAGUAAAAUAUACAAUAUUUGGAAAAAUACUAAAUAGUGUAUAAUAUUUUUAAAUACGAUUGUGUAACGUCAUAAUUUAAUUAUUGAUCAAAAUUAGACAAUUAGGACGAAUUAUAAUAGGUAGUAUAUUUUAAGAAGGCCACUCGCAGUAAUUAGUAAUUAGGUACCAGUAUAAUAUUAUCGUGCACUAAAUUAUAAUACGCCUAUAUAUAUUGUGUAUAAAAUGUAUUAUUAUUUAUUAAUUAAUAAUGACAUAUAGGUAUAGUACAUAAUAUACUUCCAUAUAUACUUGUAAUUUUUCACUAUUAAAUGAAAAGUAAUACGAAA
Metopolophium dirhodum (rose-grain aphid) is the source of this 2449-nucleotide messenger RNA. RefSeq lists its product as uncharacterized. The record is from RefSeq and is a predicted model, not a curated record. Lineage: Eukaryota; Metazoa; Arthropoda; Insecta; Hemiptera; Aphididae. Gene Ontology annotation, molecular function: structural constituent of chitin-based larval cuticle. The transcript has 4 exons. Gene Ontology annotation, cellular component: chitin-based extracellular matrix. Bases 138 to 1823 code for a protein of 561 amino acids.